This is a messenger RNA of Oncorhynchus tshawytscha (Chinook salmon), 11696 nucleotides long. Its product is annotated as low-density lipoprotein receptor-related protein 1B. Lineage: Eukaryota; Metazoa; Chordata; Actinopteri; Salmoniformes; Salmonidae. Gene Ontology annotation, molecular function: protein binding; calcium ion binding. The record is from RefSeq and is a predicted model, not a curated record. The coding region runs from base 1 to 11133 and encodes 3710 amino acids. The transcript has 74 exons.
AUGUUUUCAGCGGGAUCAUGCCAAGCUGACCAGUUCUCCUGUGAGAACGGGAGAUGCAUCCCAGAGUCCUGGCGUUGUGACAGGGAUGACGACUGUGGGGACCACUCUGAUGAGACCGCCUCUUGUGAUUUCGCCACAUGUGAGCCCCUCACACAGUUCAGCUGUUCCAAUGGAAGGUGCGUUAGUGUGAAAUGGCACUGUGACUCAGAUGAUGACUGUGGGGAUGGUAGUGACGAGGUGGGUUGUGUCCAUGCCUGUUCCAGUGCCCAAUUCCAGUGUGCCAGUGGGAAGUGUAUCCCUGACCACUGGGCCUGUGACGGGGACGAUGACUGUGGGGACAACAGUGAUGAGAACACCCCCUGCACUGGGACAGCCUCGGUAUCAGCUGAUGACUGCAGCGGAGAUGAGUUCCAUUGCCGGGACGACGGUGGCACCUGUAUCCCCGAGCGCUGGAGGUGUGACGGGGACAAGGACUGCGAGGACGGGAGUGACGAGGCAGACUGUGAAGGCACCAGCAGAAUGUGCGACCCACACGCAAAGUUCACCUGUCAAACCUCAGGCAAGUGUAUCAGUAAGAGCUGGGUGUGUGACGGGGACUAUGACUGUGAGGAUCUGUCCGAUGAGGAAAGCUGUGAGACGUCGCCAUGUAAACCUCCCAGAUACCCCUGUGCCAAUGACACCUCCGUCUGCCUGCCUCCCGAGAGCAUCUGCAACGGGAGAUACGACUGCUCUGACCACUCUGACGAGGGACACUUCUGUGCCGAUUGCAUUUUGGGUAACGGCGGCUGUAGCCACCAGUGUGCAGUGGCUCCUGGGAGGGGCGUGGCGUGCUCCUGCCCGCCGGGGCUCAGUCUAAGCCCAGACAACAGGACGUGCCAGAUCCUGGACUACUGCUCCAGGCACCUCAAGUGCAGCCAAGUGUGUGAGCAGUACAAAGCAACCGUCAAGUGUUCCUGCUACCCAGGCUGGAGGCUGGAACUAGAUGGGGACACCUGCCAGAGUACAGUAGAGCAUGGCGCUUGCAACGCCAAGGGUCGUAGGUUUGACCUGCUGGGAGCACCCAUAAAUCCCUUUGAGGCAUUCAUCAUCUUCUCCAUCCGCCAUGAGAUCAGGAGGAUCGAUCUCCACAGGCGAGACUACAGCCUUCUAGUUCCUGGUUUGAGGAACACGAUCGCCUUAGACUUCCACUUCGAUCAGAGUCGACUCUACUGGACCGAUGUGGUUGAGGAUAAGAUAUACAGGGGGAAGCUGCUAGACUCUGCUGGUGUGAUAGGGAUUGAAGUGGUGGUCCAACAUGGACUGGCUACUCCGGAGGGUCUGGCUGUUGAUUGGAUAGCAGGGAACCUGUAUUGGAUUGACAGCAACUUAGAUCAGAUAGAGGUGGCCAAGCUAAACGGGAAUCUCCGGACCACACUGAUCGCCGGAGGGAUGGAGCACCCACGAGCCAUCGCUCUGGAUCCUGAGCAGGGAAUUAUUUUCUGGACAGACUGGGAUGCCACCUUCCCUCGGAUCGAGGCUGCUUCUAUGAGCGGAGGAGGACGCCAUGUUGUCUUCAGAGACAUGGAGAUAGGAGCCUGGCCUAAUGGUCUUACUCUGGACCUUAUGGAGAAGAGGGUUGUGUGGACUGAUGCCAGGUCUGAUGCCAUAUUCUCUGCUCUGUACGAUGGGACUGGUGUGAUAGAGAUUCUGAAGGGACAUGAGUACCUGUCACAUCCCUUCGCUGUCUGUCUCUAUGGAGGUAGUGUCUACUGGACUGACUGGAGGACCAACACUCUGGCUAGGGCUAACAAGUGGACAGGAGCCAAUGUGACAGUCAUCCAGAAGACCAGUGCCCAGCCAUUUGACCUUCAGAUAUACCACCCCAGCAGACAACCACAAGCCUCAAAUCCCUGCGAGGCGAAUGGCGGUCGUGGACCCUGCUCCCAUCUAUGCCUUAUCAACUACAACCGCACCGCAUCCUGUGCCUGCCCCCACCUCAUGAAGAUAUCUGCAGACAACUUUACUUGCUUCACACUGAAGAGAUUCCUUCUGUAUGUGAGGCGAACCGAGAUCCGUGGCGUGGACAUUGACAACCCUUACCUGAACCUGAUCACAGCCCUGACGGUCCCAGAUAUAGACGAGGUCACAGCAGUGGACUACGAUGCAUCAGAGGAACGAAUCUACUGGACUGACGUCAAAACACAAACCAUCAAACGGUCCUCCAUCAACGGAACCGCGAUAGAGACGAUCAUAUCCGGAGGUAUUGUUAAUGUAAGAGGUCUGGCCCUGGACUGGCUCUCCAGGAACCUGUAUUGGAUUAGUUCAGAAAGCGACGAGUCACAGAUAAACGUGGCGAGGCUAGACGGGUCCCUGAAAACCUCUGUGGUUCACGGGAUUGAGAAGCCUAAGUGUCUCACCGUACAUCCGUCUAAAGGGAAAAUGUAUUGGACAGAUGGCAACACAAUCAACGUGGCCAACAUGGAUGGAAGCAAUAGCAAGAUCAUUCAACAGAACCAGAGAGAGCCAGUUGGCCUGUCGAUAGACUACACGUCAGACAAGCUGUACUGGAUCAGUGGAGGCAACGCCACCAUCAACAGGUGUAGUCUGGACGGUAGUGGUCUGGAAGUGCUGGAGACCAUGAAGGAGGAGCUGGUUAAAGUCACGGCUCUAGCUGUUAUGGGUGCCAAGCUGUGGUGGGCCGAUGACAGCUUGGCCCAGUUGGGGACCGUCAGUAAGAGAGGCGGGCUGGACAUGGUGGUUUUACGCAACAAGACCACGGGGAUUGUUCACAUGAAGGUGUAUGACGAGGACAGCCAGACAGGGAGGAAUCUCUGUCAGGACAACAAUGGUGGCUGCUCUCAGCUCUGCUUCCCGACAUCAGAGAGCACACGGAGUUGUUCUUGUGCCGUGGGCUACAACCUCCACCCCGAUCGCAUGUCAUGUGAAGGCAUUGGGUCUUUCCUGAUGUACUCAGUUCAUGAGGGCAUCAGGGGGAUAUCCCUGGAUCCCAGUGAUAGCAGUGAAGCCUUGAUGCCGGUGACCGGCUCAGUGAUGGCUGUGGGGAUUGACUUCCAUGCUGGAAAUGACACGUUAUAUUGGACAGACAUGGGCUUGAACAGAAUAUCCAGAGCCAAGCGAGAUCAGACGUGGAGAGAGGACAUUGUCACUAGUGGUAUCGGCCGCGUGGAGGGGAUUGCAGUGGACUGGAUUGCAGGUAAUAUCUAUUGGACGGACCAUGGCUUCAACAUCAUAGAGGUUGCUCGACUCAGUGGCUUGUACCGAGCCGUGGUGAUAGCUGAUGGACUUGACCAGCCCAAAGCCAUUGCUGUGCACCCGGUGAAAGGGUUUCUGUUCUGGACAGAAUGGGGACAAAGCCCCUGCAUCGGUCGGGCCCGGCUGGACGGAUCAGACCAAGUUAUUCUGGUCAACUCUGGAAUAGCAUGGCCCAACGGGAUCUCCAUAGACUAUGAGGAAAAUAAAUUAUAUUGGUGCGACGCCCGCGCCAACAAGAUAGAACGGAUCAGCCUUGAGAGCGGAGAGGACCGGGAGAUAGUACUGUCAUCCUCAGCCAGCAACGCAGUGGAUCUCUUUUCAAUGGCCGUCUAUGGGGCUUACAUAUACUGGGCUGACAGGGCUCAUGCCAGAGGCUCCAUUCGCAGAGGUGUUAAGAGUUAUCCAACGGAGGGAGCCACGACUUUGAGGAGUGGUCUGGGAGUCAACUUGAACGAUAUCAAAGUCUUUAACCGAGGACGGGAGAAAGGAACCAACCUGUGCGGCCAAAACAACGGAGGCUGCCAUCAGCUGUGUUUCCACCAGGGCAGUGGGAGGAGGACGUGUUCCUGUGCUCACGGCUACCUGGCUAAAGACGGUCUCAGCUGUCACCAGUACAAUGGCUACCUUCUCUACUCUGAGAGGUCGAUCCUGAGGAGCAUCCACCUAUCAGACGACAGCGACCUCAACUCUCCCCUCAGGCCCUAUGAGAACCCUGCCUACUUCAAGAAUGUGAUAGCGCUGGCCUUUCAUCACCAACAACAGAACUCUGGAGUCACCAACCGGAUUUUCUAUAGUGACGUUCACUUUGGGAAUAUACAGGUUGUCAAUGACGACUGGACUGGACGGAGAGUGAUCGUUGAGAAUGUGGGGUCAGUGGAGGGCCUAGCAUACCAUGGAGCCUGGGACUCACUUUAUUGGACCAGCUCCACCACAGCCACUGUCAGCAGGCACAGCCUGAACCAGAGCCUCCCCGGGGCCUUCACCAGAGAGGCUGUGGUGACACUGGCAGAGGACGACCACCCACAUAAUCUGGCUCUGGAGGAGUGUCAGAACCUGAUGUUCUGGACGAACUGGAAUGAACUGCGCCCCAGCAUUAUGAGGUCCACCCUGUCAGGAAACAACAUCCAGAGUGUCAUCACCACGGACAUCCUCACACCUAAUGGACUCACCAUCGACCACACCGCCGAGAAACUCUUCUUCUCCGAUGGCAGCCUGGGAAAGAUUGAACGAUGUGAAUAUGAUGGCUCACACAGAUAUGUGAUUGUGAAGUCAGGUCCAGGAACCUUCUUUGGCCUGGCUAUCUAUGGGAACUUCCUGUUCUGGUCUGAUUGGGUACGGAGGGCGGUGGUACGCUCCAAUAAGUACACAGGUGGCGACAUCAAGGUCCUCAGAGCCGACAUCCCCAACCAGCCAAUGGGUAUUGUUGCAGUUUCCAACAAUACCAACAAUUGUGAACUGUCCCCUUGCACAGUGCUGAACGGUGGAUGUCAUGACCUUUGUCUUCUGACCCCUCACGGCACAGUCAACUGUAGCUGCAGAGGAGAGAGACUACUACUGGAAGAUAACAGAUGUGUAUCUGAGAACUCCUCCUGUAACAUCCACAUUGAGUUUGAGUGUGGGAACGGGGAGUGUAUCGACUAUCAGCUGACGUGUGACGGAAUAGCACACUGCAAAGACAAGUCGGAUGAGAAAAUGCAAUACUGCGAUAACAGAACCUGUAGACGGGGCUUCAAGAGCUGCUAUAACCAGCGCUGUGUGGCCAAUAGGCGGGUUUGUGACGGGGUCAACGACUGUGGAGAUAAUUCCGACGAGGUUUAUUGUAACCAUUCCACAUGCUCUCCCUCAGACUGGCGUUGUCUGAACGGGGUUUGUAUCCCGGCCUCGGCCCGCUGCAAUCAGCUCAUCGACUGUCCCGACGCCUCAGAUGAGAAGAACUGCAGCAACACGGGCUGCUUGGGUUACUACAUGCUGGGGGUGAAGGAGACAGUGUUCGUCAGCUGCAACUCUACCUCCCUCUGUGUCCACCCCUCCUGGAUGUGUGAUGGAGCCAACGACUGUGGGGAUUAUGCAGAUGAAACCAACUGCCAGACUCCUUCCCUCAGAAAGAGAUGUGAGGAGGGCCAUUUUGCUUGCCCCAGUGGAAACUGCAUCCACACUGUCUGGCUGUGUGACGGAGUGAAAGACUGUGAAGACGGAGCAGAUGAAUUCCAGUGUGACUUGUCCUGCCUGUGGAACCAGUUUGCCUGCUCUAAGAACAAGUGCAUCGCCAAGCAGUGGCUUUGUGACGGAGAGGACGACUGUGGCAAUGGAUUGGACGAGAGCGCAGAGAUCUGUGGUAUGGCUACCUGUGGCCCAGGGUUGUUUAGUUGCCCAGAGUCGUACGCCUGCGUCCCCAAACACUGGCUUUGUGAUGGGGAGAGGGACUGUCCAGAUGGGAGUGAUGAGCUCUCUGCUGCUGGCUGUGCCCCCAACAACACGUGCAUGGAGAGAAUGUUCCAGUGUCGUAAUCAGGUCUGCAUCCCACAGCGGUUCGCUUGUGACCGUGAUGAUGACUGUGGAGACGGCUCCGAUGAGACCCCGGAGUGUAAGUAUGGGUCCUGCAGUCUGGGGGAGUUCCGCUGCACAGAUGGUCGCUGUUUACCCAGAGUCCAGUGGGAGUGUGACGGCCAUCCCGAUUGUCUCGACCAAUCAGACGAGCUGCCACACAACCCCAAGUGUUCCGCUGCAGAAAGCUUGUGCAACGGCUCUUUCUUCAUGUGUGUCAACGGCCGCUGUGUCUCGCUGGCCAGCCUGUGUAACAGGAGGGAUGACUGUGGGGACGCGUCAGACGAGAGGAACUGUCACGUCAAUGAGUGUCUGAACCGUCGAGUCAGUGGAUGCACACAGGACUGUGAAAACCUGCCUGUAGGCUACAAGUGCAAGUGUUGGCCGGGAUUUCGCUUGAAGAACGAUGGCCAAACGUGUGUUGACAUUGACGAGUGUUCAUCCGACUUCCCCUGUAGCCAGCUCUGCGUCAACACAUACGGAUCUUACAAGUGUCUGUGUGCAGACGGCUACGAGGCGCCAGCUAAGAACUCGCACAGCUGCAGGUCUCUCUCAGCUGAAGAGCCCUUCCUGAUUCUGGCCGACCAUCACGACAUCAGGAAAAUAAGCACUGAUGGAUCCAAAUACACUCCUUUAAAACAGGGCCUCAGUAACAUUAUAGCAGUGGACUUUGACUACAGGAAGGAGUUGAUUUACUGGAUCGACUCGAGCUCUCCUGCCCUAACCCAACGGAGGAUAAACAGAAUGCGACUGAAUGGGAGCGACCUAAAGGUAAUCCACAGGACGACCACCCCUAGUGCUCUAGCCGUGGACUGGAUCGGCAAGAACCUGUACUGGUGCGACAUAAGGAAGAAGAGUCUGGAGGUGUCCAAGGCUAACGGACUCUAUCCUGUGGUGCUGGUCAGCACCGGUCUGGACAUCCCUACCGACCUGGCUCUGGAUGCUGAUACUGGUUAUGUGUUCUGGAUCGACAGUGGAGAGUAUCCCCAUAUCGGGAGGAUAGGUUUGGACGGCAGCGGCCGGACGGUGAUCAGCGACACAGACAUAUUCAGUCCUGCAGCUCUCACCAUCGACUACACGGCAAAAAGACUUUACUGGGCUGACUCGCAUCAAAUUCUCUUCUCAAACAUGGACGGUUCAAAACGACGCAAAGUGCCGAGUCAAGACAUCUGGGAGGUGACGGCGCUGACUCUGUUUGAGGAUGUCAUCUAUUGGACGGAUGAGAAGUCCAAGUCGCUGAACCGGGCCCACAAGACCUCCGGGGCUCAGGGAGCAGAGCUGCUCAGAUACUGGAGAACCAUCCACAACAUCAAGGUGUACCACCCUCUCCGCCAACCCGACGUGCCCAAACACCAGUGUCAGGUGACCAACGGAGGCUGCAGCCACCUGUGUCUGCUCUCCCCUGGGGGAGGUUACAGGUGUGCCUGCCCCACCCACUUCUACCUGGCUGCAGAAAACAAGACCUGCCUUUCCAACUGCACAGCCAGCCAGUUCCGCUGUGGGACAGAUGAGUGCAUCCCCUUCUGGUGGAAGUGUGACACGGUGGAUGACUGUGGGGACGGGUCGGACGAGCCUCCAGACUGCCCUGAGUUUAAAUGCCAGCCAGGGAGGUUCCAGUGUGGAACUGGUCUCUGUGCUCUGCCUCCGUUUAUCUGUGAUGGGGAGAACGACUGUGGGGACAACUCUGAUGAAGCCAACUGUGAAUCCUACAUCUGUCUAUCUGGACAGUUCAAAUGCAGGAAGCGUCAGAAGUGCAUCCCACUGAACCUGCGCUGUAACGGACAGGACGACUGUGGAGACGGCGAGGACGAGACGGACUGCCCUGAGAGCACCUGUUCUGCCAACCAGUUCCAGUGUAAGAGCUCCCUGCACUGUAUCUCAGCCCUGUGGGUGUGUGACGAGGACCCGGACUGUGCCGAUGGAUCGGACGAGGCCAACUGUGAUGAGAAGACAUGCGGUCCUCAUGAGUUCCGGUGCCACAACAACAACUGUGUCCCAGAACACUGGAGGUGUGAUGGACAGAGUGACUGCGGCGACAACACAGACGAACAGAACUGCAAGCCAGCCACCUGCCCCUCCAGGGACUUUGUGUGUGACGACGGAGAGUGCAUCUCGGCUCGUUUCCGUUGUGACGGUGACACGGACUGUGCCGAUAGCUCUGAUGAAAAAGGCUGUGAGACGCGCUCGUGCCCCGCGGACCAGUUCCAGUGUCUCAAUCACCUCUGCAUCUCCAACAAGUGGCUCUGUGACGGCCGGGAGGACUGUAAGAUGGGAGAGGACGAGAGGAACUGCCAAGGACCUGCGGUCCUUCCGUCCUGCGCCCUGAGUGAGUAUGAGUGUGUCGGGGGAGGCUGUGUGUCGGCCCGCCUGAGGUGUGACGGCCAGCGAGACUGCCCCGAUGGAUCUGAUGAGGUAGACUGUGUGAGGGAGUGCAGGGAGGAUGAGUUCCUGUGUCUGAACAGAGCUCACUGCAUCCCCAGCCGCUGGCAUUGUGAUGCCCUGCCUGACUGUGUGGAUCACAGUGAUGAGCAUAACUGUGUCCAGGCAGCCAACUCUUGCCUUGCGGAUGAGUUUAUCUGUACCAACACACUGUGUAAGCUUUACAUCUGGGUGUGUGAUGGAGAGGAUGACUGUGGAGAUAACUCUGAUGAAGACUCUGACAUGUGUGCUAAACUGCCGUGUCCACCGAGCAGACCCUACCGCUGUCGGAACGACAGGGUGUGUCUGCGCUCGGAGCAGGUGUGCAACGGAAUCGACGACUGUGGGGACAACUCCGAUGAAGACGAUUGUGAAGAUGUGAUGCGGACCCCAAGGUCCUGUGGUAAGGUGGAGUUCACCUGCAGUAACCAUCGCUGCGUCGCGCAGGAGCUGCAGUGUGACCUCUUCGAUGACUGUGGAGACGGGGGCUCGGAUGAACUCCACUGUAAAGUGGUUUCCAAGGAAGGGGUAUGUGGAGAGAGAGUGGGUCUAUGUGGAGAUGACGCAUUCUGCAAUAAUACAGGAGCCGAUUCCCUCUGUCAGUGCAAGGCUGGCUUUCAGAGGAGCCAGACGACGAGGCAGUGUGAAGAGAUCAAUGAAUGCCUUCAGUUUGGCAUGUGUUCUCACUACUGCACCAAUACCAAAGGAUCCUUCAAAUGCACAUGUGACCGUAACUUUAAAGAAAUCGAUGGUGAAUGCAUAACCAAAGGACCAGAGGAUCAAGUGCUCUACGUUGCUAAUGACACUGAAAUCCGAAGUUUUGUCUAUCCGUUUAAGCAGAGCCACGGACAGAAGCUGCAUGCUCGCAUCGAGGACAAUGCUAAAAUCAUUGGGAUGGACGCUCUCUUUCACCGACACAAGUUUGUCUGGGCCACACAGUUUAACCCUGGUGGAAUGUUUUACAAAGACAUCGUAGACAGAAGUCUCACCAAGUCAAAUAGCGGAAUCAUAUGUCCUGACUUCAGAAGGCCCAGGGAUAUAUCUGCAGAUUGGGUGACUGGCAACAUCUACUGGACAGACCACUCCAGGAUGCAUUGGUUCAGCUACUACAACGCCCACUGGAGGAGGCUCAGAUAUUCCAUCAACGUGGGCCAGCUGGCAGGGCUAAACUGCUCUCGUCUCAUCACAGACAUCGCCGGGGAGCCUUACUCUAUCACUGUUAACCCGGCUCGAGGGAUGAUGUACUGGACAGUGGUAGGAGACCACUCCCACAUCGAGGAGGCUGCCAUGGAUGGGUCUAUGAGGAGAAUCUUAGUGGAGAAGAACCUCAGGAGACCCAGUGGACUUGCCAUUGAUUAUUUCAACCAGCGUUUGUACUGGGCUGAUACAGAGUUGUCUGUGAUUGGGAGCGUUCGAUUCGAUGGAUCGGACUCCGUGGUGGUGGUGAGCAGUGCACACGGUCUUUCCCAGCCUGUAAGGAUUGAUAUCUUUGAGGACUAUAUCUAUGGGAUCGGGAUGAGGAAUGAUGUCUUCCGGGUCCAUAAGUAUGGAAAACAGCCAAUGGAACGGCUCCAUCUGGGAGUAGAGAGACCCUCCAUUAUCUUGGUCCUCCACCGAUUCAAACAGCAAGACGUGUCCAAUCCGUGUCUAAGGAUGGGCUGUGAUUUCCUGUGUCUGCUCAACCCUGCCGGAGCCAGCUGUUUCUGUCCUGAGGGGACCACGCUAAUAAACAGGACCUGUAGGGACACCAACACUUCAGGAGAGCUGUGUCGCCCCGCCUGUGAGAACGGAGGACGAUGCAUCACCAACGAGAAGGGGGAGCUGCGGUGCUACUGCUGGCCAAAUUUCUCCGGGGAGCGCUGUGAAGUGAACCACUGUAAAAACUACUGUCAGAAUGGGGGCACAUGCUCUGGCUCUUCCAUAGGGAGACCUACAUGUCGUUGUGCUGUGGGGUUCACAGGACCGGUCUGUGAGAGGAAGGUGUGUGAUAACUACUGUCUGAAUGGCGGCACCUGUGACGUCAGCAAGGGGAACCAGCCAGUGUGUCGCUGUAUGGCAGAGUACACUGGGGAGCGUUGUCUCUACCAUAUCUGCCAUCACUUCUGUACCAAUUCGAAGGCUUGUACUCUGUCGAGCAAGAGCCACGUGGAGUGUGUGUGCUCAACCAGAUAUGAGGGAGUGAAAUGUGAAGUGGACAGAUGCCUCCGGUGUCGAGGGGCACCGUGCAUUGUCAACCCGGAGACAGACGACGUGUCCUGCAACUGCAGUAACGGUAGAGUGGCAGCCACCUGUCAGCUGUGUGAUGGAUACUGCUACAACGGAGGAACCUGUCGCCAGGACCCCGAGACCAGUCUGCCGUUCUGCCAGUGUCCAGCUGAUUGGUCAGGUACACAGUGUGAGAGACCUGCCCCAAAGAACAGUCUGUCUGGCACCAUCAGCGGGGGAAGCAUGGCCAUCGUUGUCCCGCUGGUUCUGCUGGUGAUUCUCGUCACUACCAUGGCCUUGGGGGUUUUCAUAUGCAAGAGGAAGCAAAGGGGGAAAAUAGUCCAGCGGCAGCCCAUGGUGAAUGGUGGGCUAAACGUAGAGAUCGGUAACCCCUCGUACAACAUGUAUGAGGUGGACCACGACAAUCACUCUGAUGCUGGGAAUCACCUUCAGCCAAGCUUCACUCUGGACCCACACAAGGGUUGGUGUGUUGGUGUGAGGUCCAGUCACUUGCACACUCUGUUAGUUCACCCUGAAGGAGUUCAUCUCCCGAAGGAGAUCCUUCCUGGACAGGCCAUAAACUCCAACCCAGUAUACACUGAGUUAUACCUUGAUCAGGGACAGAACUGUCGGAAGCCCGUCAUCAAUAUCGAAGCGAGAAGCGAGCUACUCCCAAAGAAACUGGAGGCAACUAUACGAGAGACAGUUGCAUAGCCUUUUACUGUACGCUAUUGGUAUAAUAUUUUAUAUGAGCUGUAUAAAUGUACAAAAUUAAAAGAAGGAUUUUUAUAUGUCCACACCACACUAGAAUUUUCUGUUUUCAUGUUAUGUCUGAGGCAUCAUCAGGCAGGCAACACUGCGAUGUGUAUCUUUUGCAUUGCACUGAAAAAGCCAGCACCUGAAAAUGACCUUCCCUUCAAUGCUUUCCUUCAAAUGAAGUAGUCCCUGCUAUGAUGCUUUGAGCUCGCAACUGUUACCAGCUGAUCGCUUUAAUCAAUGUGUUUCAAGGAUAGGACAAAAACAAAAAAAAGUGUACUAUGGUGUCACAGCCUACAUUCAUGUAUACAGUAUUUACCUUCUCAAAUGACGAUAAAAAGAUGUGACACAGAAGUUUUAUAAUUUUAUAUAUGAUUUAUAUAUGUCCAGUUUGGCUUGUAUUUUAUGACAAGAUAUUACGUGUCGUACUUUUAUACAAAACUGUACAGUACAUCGUUAUGUAAUAAAUGGAGGGGGGGUUCUUGACCUUUCAAAUACACUACUGCUCAUAUAUAUCUAUA